Molecule: messenger RNA, 946 nt
Organism: Gymnogyps californianus (California condor)
Lineage: Eukaryota; Metazoa; Chordata; Aves; Accipitriformes; Cathartidae
Product: adenosine 5'-monophosphoramidase HINT2-like
Exons: 4
Coding region: 1-771 (256 amino acids)
Biological process (GO): purine ribonucleotide catabolic process
Cellular component (GO): cytoplasm; nucleus
Molecular function (GO): hydrolase activity
Source: RefSeq, a predicted model, not a curated record
AUGGAGCUCCAGUACCUGGAAGUCCCCCUAGCACCCGAAGGCAGCGGUGGAUGUCACAGCUGCAGGCGUGCCCAGCUGGAAGAUCUCCUUGGACAAGUAACUAUGUUACAAGAGGAGCUCGACAGGCAGCACAGUAUCCGGGAACGCGAGCAGGAGAUUGAUGCGUGGUCGGAUCCCUCCGCGCCCCGAGGGCACGCAAACUCCCUGAGCCCCGGUAAGCACCAGGUCGACGAGGGCGGACCCGCCAAGGGGCGGGGACAAGCGAAAACGACAGACGAGACAGCCAAUCGAGACGCGGGAUCGGCCGGCGGCGAUCUGGCGGCCCAACGGGCGCCGCGGAGGGCCUGGCCGAGUGGAGGAAGCGCGGGGGCGACAAUGGGCCUUGUCGUGGCUGACGAGAUUAUUGGGGCGCGGGCCGUCCGGCCCGGUGGCGCCACUACUGUCUUCGGAAAGGUCAUCGGCAAGGCGCUUCCCGCCAACGUCAUCUACGAGGACGAGGAGUGCCUUGCGUUCCGUGAUCUUUCACCCCAAGCUCCGACGCUUUUCCUAGUCAUGCCUAAGGAGCCAAUUAUCAGGUUAUCUGAAGCGGAAGAUUCUGGUGAAUCUCUUCUUGGGCAUUUAAUGAUUGUUGGCAAGAAGCGUGCUGCUCACCUGGGCCUGACCAAUGGAUUCCGGAUGGUUGCGGAUGAAGGGCCCGAGGGUGGGCAGUCUGUCUGUCACGUACGUCUACGUAUUCUGGGUGGCUGUCAGUUGGGCUGGCCGCCUGGCUAAGAUUUUUGCACCGCAAGAGUUGCUGCACGUGUACAAAUCGCCACUGAAUGGAUUUCGUCUGUUGCCCGUCAGUCUAGCCACUGUUGAUGUCUAAUUUUCUGUGACGUGUGUCUGUGGAAGGUAAUAAAAGCUUUGAGCAGCAGUUGCACAAUAAAGAUUUAGCAUGGGGAUAUCA